AUGUCUGUCGCUUCUUCAUAUAGGAAUGACCACCAGGAAAUGAUCCCGACCAGGGAGCAUAGAAGAUUUUCCCAUGGCACGCUAUUUGCUCCACGUCCAACGGAAGCAAGUUCAAUUUCGCCGGAACAGGCAUUGGCCCAUAUGAUUAAGGUAAUGAUGGGCACCGGUAUGCUGAGUUUGCCGAUUGCCUUCAAACAUUCGGGACUCUACUUGGGAAUGAUUUUGCUUACCUUCAUCUGUCUGAUUUGCAUCUACUGUACACGGCAAUUGGUGUUUGCCCAACAUUACGUCGCUCAUCUGAAAGGACAAACCCGAAUGGACUAUGCUAAUGUGAUGAGGAGUGCGGUGGAAAUCGGUCCACCAUCCGUGCGUGGCUGGGGAUAUUUUGCUAAAGUAACAAAAUAUGAAUCCGGGGAUUUAAAUGCAUUUCUUAGACAAUGCGUCAAUAUCAACAUGUUUGUUGCUCAACUCGGUUUCUGCUGCGUCUAUUUUGUAUUCAUGGCAGACAAUCUGAAGCAGUUCUUUGAUCAAACUUCCAACAUUCACAUCUCGCAAGCCGGAUGGAUUGGCCUUUUGCUUGUGCCUUUGAUGGCGCUAUGCACUAUUCGCGAAUUGAAGGCUCUUGCUCCAUUGGCUGGGAUGGCCAACGUUCUCUACCUAGCUGCUGUUGUCAUCGUACUUUACGAGAUUUUGCAGGUGGAAAGGUCUACUUCCGAACUUCCGGCCUUCGGUGAUUUAGCUUCGUUACCGCUUUUCUUCGGAACUGUUAUGUUCUCAUUUGAAGGUGUAGCCGUGGUACUUCCAAUUGAAAACCAAAUGGACGAACCAGCUAGCUUCAUCUCUGCAAACGGUGUCCUCAACACUUCUUGCUUCUUGGUGCUUUUGCUGUACAUUGGUGUCGGGUUUUUCGGGUAUCUGAAGUAUGGCGCUGCCGUCAUGGACACGAUUACAUUGAAUCUACCACAAAGCAGCUUCUACCAAGUAAUCAAAUUAAUGUUUGUUUGCUGUAUCCUCGUAUCCUACCCCCUCCAAUUCUACGUCCCAAUGGAGCGUGUGGAAAAAUGGGUGCACCGAAAGGUGGCCGUCGAAAAGCAGGAAAAGCUCAUCUACGGUAUCCGGUUCCUGGGUGUUGCCUUCACCUGCGUCAUGGCACAACUAAUUCCACACCUGGCGUUGUUCAUCUCGCUCGUUGGCUCGGUGGCCGGUACUUCGCUCACACUAGUGUUUCCGCCGCUUAUUGAAUUGCUGUGUUAUUACUCGAAGGGAACAUUGACCAAAUGGGUGUGGAUUCGGAAUAUUGCAAUUAUGCUGUUUUCGAUUGUUGGAUUUACGACGGGAACCUACGCCAGUCUCGUCCAAAUCGUUGAAGCAUUUGGAAAGUCUGAUGUC
Messenger RNA from Mesorhabditis spiculigera, 1389 nucleotides. NCBI's taxonomy places the organism in Eukaryota, Metazoa, Nematoda, Chromadorea, Rhabditida, Rhabditidae. The record is from the annotation of a GenBank genome assembly.